Saccharomycodes ludwigii is the source of this 1107-nucleotide messenger RNA. RefSeq names its product Rrg1p (gene RRG1). The record is from RefSeq and is a predicted model, not a curated record. The transcript has a single exon. The coding region runs from base 1 to 1107 and encodes 368 amino acids. NCBI's taxonomy places the organism in Eukaryota, Fungi, Ascomycota, Saccharomycetes, Saccharomycodales, Saccharomycodaceae.
AUGAGUGAACAUUUCAGUCUAUCGCCAUCAAUACACAUAUACAGGACCUUUAUAAGGGAUAUCAAACUCUAUAUAUUUUCAAACAGUCUACAAAAUGAGCUAAAAAAGGUGAUAAAAGUGAAAAUACGGAAUAUUAUCAAACAAAAAAAAGGCAACAAAAUCUUUACUGAAUUACAUAAUUUACAGUCAAAUAUUCGAAGUAGAAAACUAGAUGAACUUAAAAGUUAUCUAUACUUACAAACAACAAAAUCCAUUGGGGAAAACAGAUUUAACUUAUCAAAAGAUUUAACUGCCAAUAUCAAUAUUAAUAAUUCCAAAUUCAUAUUGCAAAAUCAAAUUUACAAUGAAUAUUUGAAAGACCAACGCCGUAAACUAUUAAUUCCUCCAGUCAGCUCAAAUGAAAUAUUGACCAAAAAAUUAUUAUGGCCAUUAGCUAUGCAUGAACAUUAUUUAACGAAAUUGCAAAAUAUAGAAAGAAAAAUCAGGAAUCCGCCCAAAACCUAUUUAAGAUAUACGUCCACACAUUUUGGAAAAAUAUGGUUUGUUAUGAGUCCGCUAAAUAAAAAGAAAAGACAAAGCCCUAAAUUAACCAAUUUUAUAGUGAAUGUAAAGAAAAAUGGACAAAAAUGGAUAGAUGAAUGGGAUUAUUUGAUUUCAGAUGUUAAUAAAUGGACCGUAAUGGAAGCAUAUUGGGAAUCCAUGCUUGGAAAUUAUGAGCACGAUACUAAGUUGCAUACAUACCAAUGGUUUGUUAAAGAAAGCUCGAAAAUAUUAGGUGCAAAGGAACAUGAAAUGUCAUGGAAAAACCCGGAAUAUAAAACUCACGAUGAGAUACUUAAUGACUGGAUGACGCCGAUCUUGGCUAAUUUCAUGCAUUUGAACAAAAAAUAUGAAAGUUACAGAAAUAUGCUGAUCAACUAUAAAGAAAACAACGUUGCUACUGAGUUCAACUAUUUUCAAGAAGAAACCAUGAAAAUGUACGAGAAAAGAAAAAAAAAAUUCGAUGAAAUGCUGGAAACAGCUUUACCGCUGGUGAACCCCUAUUCAAAGGAAAGAAACCUAGAAAGUGUAUUAAAAAAUUAUCUAUUUUUACCUAAUAAGUGUUGA